AGACUUGUUCCAAAUAAUGAACUCUUGUGUUCCCAUUUCUUUCUAACAUCCUUAUUCUUUCCUACUUUGUUUCCCUAGCUAGCUUGUGUUUGUAUAAUCCCACAUUCAUCUCCAAAACCCUAUGAAAAAGCACUAGUGACUCAACACACCCAUGGCAUCCUCCUCCUCCUCCAAAAAAGUGAUAACCCUGAAACUACUAGUCGACACAAAGAACAACAGGGUCCUCUUCGCCGAGGCCAGAAAAGACUUCGUCGACUUCCUCUUCACCCUCCCCUCUCUCCCCAUCGGCACCAUUGUCCGCCUCCUCACUGCCAAAAGCAUGGUCGGCUGCCUAGGAAACCUCUAUGACAGCGUCGAAAACCUGAGCGAUACCUACAUGCAACCCAACCAGAGCAAGGAGGUUCUGUUGAAACCCAAGGUGGCGGUCCAUUCCACGGAGGCUUCCCUUCUUCUCACCGACUACGAUGCCCCCGUGCCGGCAGUUAACAAGAUGUACAAGUGUUCAAACUGUUAUAGUUACGUCAGCAUUGACCAAAAAGUUAUUUGUCCAAAAUGCAAAAAAAAUUCUAUGACGGAGGAGGUAACAUUCGUGCCACCAAUGGUUGUCAAUACUGGUUUAUCCAGUGAGAGAGGCUACGUUAAAGGUGUCAUAACAUAUUUGGUGAUGGAUGAUUUGGUGGUUAUGCCCAUGUCUACCAUCUCUGGUAUUGCAUUGCUUAGCAAGUUCAAUGUUGCAAAUGUUGCAUCUUUCGAGGAGAAGGUUGUGACUUUUGGGAUGGAUGAGGGUUUGAAGCUGUUAAAGGAGACUUUGCAUUCAAAAAUGGUAUUAACAAGUGUCUUCCUUGGAGGCAUGAAGACAAUCGAUUCUUUAAGUUCCAUUCCCCAUGAUCCUGUCGCGGUCGGCGAAACAGGGCCUACCGCGGAUGCCUCGGCAAGCACGAGCGAAGCCAUGUCUGAACCUCCUCCAAAUGAAGCCGUUGCUUCUUCCAAGCCUAAGUCUAAAGAGUUUCAUGAAAGGGUUGAGGAAUGUUUCAACAUUAUCUUCUGCAGCCAAGAUAAUAUCAUAAAAGAGCAAAAGAGGAUUCAGAGGAGGGUUGAUUACUUUGUCGAGAAGUUGGAGGAGCAAUUUGGUGCAACUUACUUUUCGGAGGGUGAAGAAGAAGACACUAAUUAUGUGCCUCAUGAUAUCAAUAUUAUAACCUAAUAAAGUCCUUCGUUGAUCUUUAGCAUGUUAACAAAGUCAAAUUUGGUAUGGAGGAUUUGAGCUCGUUGGGAACUCCAAUUGCAUGUGUUUGUUGGCGCGAUGUGUGGAUGUGUGCAUGUGCGUGUG
Molecule: messenger RNA, 1330 nt
Organism: Rhododendron vialii
Lineage: Eukaryota; Viridiplantae; Streptophyta; Magnoliopsida; Ericales; Ericaceae
Exons: 3
Coding region: 152-1204 (350 amino acids)
Source: RefSeq, a predicted model, not a curated record